Schistosoma turkestanicum is the source of this 1780-nucleotide messenger RNA. NCBI's taxonomy places the organism in Eukaryota, Metazoa, Platyhelminthes, Trematoda, Strigeidida, Schistosomatidae. The record is from the annotation of a GenBank genome assembly.
CACUAGCUCGUAAAAAUGAUAUUGAAUAUUGGAAACGCAAACUGGAAAAUGAUAAAAAUGCGGUGUUUAUAAACUGGGUGCGAAUUUUGCAUGGUCCUGAAACUAAGUAGUGUCUAAUCAAUUUUGUAAUGAUCUAAUCCUGUAAUGAAAUACUUCAAUCAAGAAAGAAAGAUCCAACUGACUCUUGAUUGUGGACAAAAGGAAUUUGGUAGUACUAGAUGCCGUCAAUGUCAUAUGGUAUACAUAGUUGGUGAUAAAGAAGAUGUCAAGGCUCAUAAGGAGUAUCAUCAAAUGAAAUUAUUUCCAACUGUGCGGAGCUAUGAACAAAUUGGCACGCUACUGACGCUCUUAAGAAAUCGCCAGUCUGGACUACCACAAGGUGCCAAUUUUUGUGAAAAACGUUGUAAUGAAAUCCUGGUCUCAAAAAAUUUGGUGAAUUUUAAAGUUCCGGACAGCAACUUUCCUUUAAUCGAAAUGGACCUUGUUUACAAGCUGUAUAAAAGUCAAGAUACCUCAUAUCUUCCUCGUAAAGUUCUUCAACCUCUGACCUAUUUCUUUAUGGGAUUAGCUUCAAAGAUAGCAUUGUCGCGUCACCAGCUAAAUGUCAUCGGUUCGGAACGCUUGUUAUUGGCGAUUGACAAAAGGCCUAGUAAUCAGCCUUUGAUUACAGUCACCAAUCAUCAUUCGUGUCUUGACGACUUCUUCUUAUGCGGUUCAUUACUUAAACUUAGUCAUUUUGCUAAUGUAACUGUAUGUCGUUGGUGUUUGACAGCUGUAGAUAUAUGUUAUACAACAUGGCUUCAUACUAACUUCUUCUUCUGGUUCAGAGGAGUUCCCGUAUGGCGAAGAGUUCGUGACCCACUGUCUGGUAAAAUAACUCACUUUGGUGGAGGGGUUUAUCAACCUAGUAUGGAUUUUUGCAUAGAUUUACUUAAUUCUGGCCAAUGGGUACAUGUAUUUCCUCAGGGAAGGAUCAUUCAACCUCAUGAACGUCGUUCUGAACAAAAUAUUCGCUUGCGUUGGGGAAUCGGACGAUUAAUAGCAGAAUCAAAAGAAGACCCACUUGUAAUUCCCAUAUGGCAUUGUGGCCUAGAUGAACUAAAUCCUUCUGAGGUACCUAAUACGUCCACUACUCUUUCACGUAUAUUUGGAAAACCGUGUCAACUGACUGUGGUAGUUGGCGAACCAAUCGAUGUCCAGAGUUUGCGUCAAGACUUAAAGCACAAUACAUCCGAAUAUUCGACGUCAUUAGAAUUUCGUUCAGAUGUUCACUCUAAGAUAACUCAAGUUGUCCAAGAACAGUUGUACAAACUCAAGGAAGAAACCGAACAUAAACAUCAAAGACUAAGUCUGACCCAAAAGUUGUGAAUAACUUAACCAGAAGUCUAAUUUUUCUACUUGUAUUUUUUUAAAAUACCAUAAUGUAAUAAACUCUUCCAACGUGUUUUAGCAUCUAAAUUUGUACAUUUUCAUUAGGACUUUGUUAACUAGACAACUUGUUCGUUUGUUUGUAUAAUUUCUUAAUUAAAGUUAUGUAAUCCGUAAACUUAUUUCUCCGCACUUGAUCGCUUCAGACAAAGUUUAAUAAACUAGCUACGCUUGUUUUUUUCAAUUCUUUUAUAUCAUUGAAAGUAAAAAUUAUGAUACACAUUCUCUUCAAAAUGAAAGACUGCAUCUCGUAUUGAUUCGCUUUCUGCACUCGUCCAUAUCUGUCCAAUUUUACGCUUACAAAUAAGGCAAAAUUAACUGACGUUUCUUCACACUGUUCGAGUAAAUCCUU